AUGCCUGCUCCCGUGCCUGUGUCGAGAUGCGUCCAGCGCAGCUCCCGUGCCGUCUCCAGGUUGCGGCCGAGCCGGCGGCUGGCCCUCUGUCCUCCAGCCGUGUCGCGGACGUCCGGAAUGGCCAAGGCAACGCCGGCGGCGUGCCGGUCAAUGCCUGGUUUGCGCGCCUUGAGCACCAGCGCGAGCUUGCGCGCGGCAGACCCCGAGGCCUCGUUUGAUCCUUCGAGCAUGGAGCGCGAAUCGGACCAGGUCGACGUGUGCAUCGUCGGCGGCGGCCCCGCCGGCUUGAGUGCCGCCAUCCGGCUCAAGCAGCUCGCCAACGAGGCGGGCAACGAAGACUUCCGCGUCCUCGUGCUGGAGAAAGCCGGCGACCUCGGCGGUCACAUCCUCUCGGGUGCCGUCAUCCAGCCGUCGUCCAUCAACGAGCUCAUCCCCGACUGGCUGGACGAGUCGAACCCCAACCGGUUCGAGCACGCGACGGCCGCCGGCACCGACAAGAUGCGAUUCCUCACCAAGACGGCCGCCAUCCCGAUCCCGGCCCCCCCGCAGAUGAGCAACCACGGCAACUACAUCGUCAGCCUGAACCAGUUCGUCAAGUGGCUAGGCGAGCGGGCCGAGGAGGUCGGCGUCGAGGUCUACCCCGGCUUCGCCGCCGCCGAGGUCCUCUACGACGCCGACGGCUCCGUCAAGGGUGUCGCCACCAACGACCUGGGCAUCGGCCGGGACGGGAAGCCCAAGGACACGUUCGAGCGCGGCAUGGAGUUUCACGCCCGCGUCACCAUGUUCGGCGAGGGCUGCCACGGCAGCCUGAGCAAGCAGGUCAUCAGCAAGUUCGACCUGAGGCAGAACAGCCAGCAUCAGACCUACGGCCUGGGAAUCAAGGAGGUCUGGGAGGUGGACCCGGCCAAGUUUCAGAAGGGCCUGAUCGUCCACUCCAUGGGCUACCCUCUGCCGAGGGACGUCUACGGCGGCUCCUUCAUGUACCACUUUGGCGACAAUCUCGUGAGCCUCGGCCUCGUCGUCUCGCUCGACUACGAAAACCCAUGGCUCUCGCCCUACCAGGAGUUCCAGAAGCUCAAGCACCACCCGCUGUUCAGAAAGGUCCUCGAGGGCGGCAAGUGCAUCUCCUACGGCGCUCGCUCCCUCAUCGAGGGCGGCUUCCAGUCGAUCCCCAAGGUCGCCUUUCCCGGCGGCGCCCUCAUCGGCGACUCGGCCGGCUUCGUCAACGUGCCCAAGGUCAAGGGCACCCACAACGCCAUGAAGUCGGGCAUGCUCGCGGCCGAGGCCGCCUGGACGGCCCUGAGCCAGUCGAACGAGGGGACGCUCUUCCUCUACGACUACGAAGAGUCGCUCCGCAAGUCGUCCAUCUGGAAGGAGCUCAGGGAGGUGCGCAACAUGCGCCCGUCGUUCCACAACCCCCUCGGCCUCUACGGCGGCGUCCUCUACUCCGGCCUCGAGGCCUACAUCCUCAAGGGUCGCGUGCCGUGGACGCUGAGCCACAGGACGACCGACCACGAGGCCACGAAGCCGGCGGACCAGUUCAGCAAGAUCGAGUACGAGAAGCCCGACGGCAAGAUCAGCUUCGACAUCCUCACGAGCGUGUCCCGCACCGGAACGAACCACGAGGAGGAUCAGCCGGUUCACCUGCAGGUCAAGGAUUGGGACGCGCACGCCGACAAGGCGUACCCCGCUUUCAAGGGCCUCGAGAAUCGGUUCUGCCCCGCCGGCGUGUACGAGUACAUCGAGGACGACACGAAGCCUCACGGAGUGCGCUUCCAGAUCAACGCCCAAAACUGCAUACACUGCAAGACGUGCGACAUCAAGGCGCCCCAGCAGGACAUUAACUGGCAGGUGCCCCAAGGAGGCGAGGGACCCAAGUACUACAUGACCUGA
This is a messenger RNA of Drechmeria coniospora, 1893 nucleotides long. RefSeq lists its product as uncharacterized. NCBI's taxonomy places the organism in Eukaryota, Fungi, Ascomycota, Sordariomycetes, Hypocreales, Ophiocordycipitaceae. Gene Ontology annotation, biological process: electron transport chain. The transcript has 2 exons. The coding region runs from base 1 to 1893 and encodes 630 amino acids. The record is from RefSeq and is a predicted model, not a curated record. Gene Ontology annotation, molecular function: electron-transferring-flavoprotein dehydrogenase activity; iron-sulfur cluster binding. Gene Ontology annotation, cellular component: mitochondrial inner membrane.